AUGGCUGUCGGCGAGGACUGUGCCCUACCGAAGCGGCGGCUUGGAACUGUGCAAGCCGUGCUUGUAGACUUCGAUGCCACCCUUACAGUCCGCGAGGAGAUCCCUGCAUGGCGUUUGUUUCCGGAGAAGGGAGGCUUUGAUCGCGAAGUCGAUGCUUCGGAGGCGAAGAGCGCAUCCGGGGCUUGGAGAAGAUGUUCCGCCGGCUCGACGAGGCCGAUGUUGAACUUCACGUGGUUUCAUGGGCCGACCGUGAUGUUAUCGAGCGUGCGCUUUCUCUCCUUGGCCUGCUGA
Messenger RNA from Symbiodinium necroappetens, 291 nucleotides. Lineage: Eukaryota; Dinophyceae; Suessiales; Symbiodiniaceae. The record is from the annotation of a GenBank genome assembly.